UGACGUUUGAUAAAUUAUGGGAGGCAUGUCCUUUGAAGUCCGGGCUCUGCCUAACUCCAUUCGUAUUCCGUAUCGUUUUCCUCUUUGCGUGAUUCAGAAGAAAUACCAGUGCUCUUCUUUCUGUUCUAUCGUCACUCUCCUUUAAUUAUUCUGUUUCUGUUUUCCGUUUCCCUUCACUCUCAAAUCUUCAUUAUUUCGUCUGGAUCGGUGAUCUUCAGCAAUUUUCUUCUUUCCCAUCCUAAGAAUCUCGGGGGGGAAAUCUUCUGGAACUGAAGUAUAUAUACUGCUGAAUGUCCUAGACUGACACAUGUAGCACGAUAUUUUGAUUGUCGUUGAGAUAGGCACCACCCGUAAUGCCGAAUGAUGUGCCUCCAUGAUGAAAGCUCUGUAUUUGAGAUCCAUGAGGUUAUAUCUCUGGUAUUACUUCAUGCUCUACAGGAGUGGGUUAAAAUUCUUUAGCUCAUUUCUUCUCAUUUCCCUGAUGCAUAGUUGGCACACGAGUUUUUUGAGAGUGCCAUUCACAUUAUUGCAUGAUCUUUGUGAAGAUGGUGGAAUAAAUUUGUCUAUAUAUACGUAUAGUUAUAGAUAUACUCUUUCCCAUUUGUAAAUGAUAAGCCUUUAUGUGAAUGAAAUACUGGUGCAAUAUUUCAUCUUACUGUGAGAUUUGACAUGGAGAAUAAACCAAAUAUAUUAAUGCAAAGAUAUGAAUUAGGAAGGUUACUGGGCCAAGGUACCUUUGGAAAGGUAUACUACGCCCGCAGUACAAUAACUAACCAGAGUGUAGCUAUUAAAGUGAUAAACAAGGACAGGGUUAUGAAAUCUGGACAAGCCGAACAGAUCAAGAGGGAAAUAUUUGUAAUGAGACUUGUUAAACAUCCCAAUAUUAUACAGCUUUAUGAGGUUAUGGCCACCAAAAGUAAGAUUUACUUUGUUAUCGAAUAUGCUAAAGGCGGUGAGCUCUUUGACAAGGUGGCCAAAGGAAAGCUCAAAGAAGAUGUGGCACAUAAAUAUUUUCAGCAGCUAGUGAAUGCCGUAGACUUUUGUCAUGGUAGAGGUGUAUACCACCGUGACAUAAAGCCAGAGAACCUUUUGUUGGAUGAAAAUGGGAACCUAAAGGUUUCUGAUUUCGGAUUAAGUGCUUUAGCUGAUUCUAAGAGACAGGAUGGCCUACUACAUACACCUUGUGGCACGCCUGCCUACGUUGCUCCUGAACUCAUCAAAAGGAAAGGUUAUGAUGGUGCCACAGCUGAUACUUGGUCAUGUGGAGUAGUUUUGUUUGUCUUACUAGCAGGUUAUCAUCCUUUUCAUGAUUCAAAUUUGAUAAUGAUGUAUAGGAAGAUUUCCAAAGCAGACUAUAAGUUCCCUAGUUGGUUCUCCCCAGAAGUACGUAGACUGUUAAUGAAGGUUUUGGAUCCAGAUCCUGAUACUAGAAUCUCCCUAGCUAAGAUUAAGGAAUCUUCUUGGUUUAUGAAAGGGCCAUUUUCUAGAGAAAAGAAAUCUGAAUGCGCGAACAAGGGUGUCUCAACAUCAGGUGUGAAGCCUUGUGAUCAAACCGAUGAAAGUGAUAGUAUAGCAGCAGAAGCAGAAGCAAUGCGACAGUCAGUUGUGCCCACAAGUAUAAAUGCUUUUGACAUCAUCUCACGUUCUAAAGGUUUUGAUCUAUCUGGAUUCUUUGAAGAUAGUUUCAAGAAGAGAGAAGCCAGAUUUUCUUCGAGGCAACCAGCCUCAGUCAUUAUCUCUAAGCUGGAAGAAAUCGCUAAGCGUCUGAAGCUGAAAAUAAAGAAAAGAGAUGCAGGUAUGUUGAAAUUAGAUAGCCUCAAGGAAGGUAGAAAAGGGAUUCUAUGCAUCGAGGCGGAGAUCCUUGAGGCGACUCCAGUUUUCCAUUUGGUUGAGAUGAAAAAAUCGAAUGGAGAUACAUUGGAAUAUCAGAGCAUAUUGAAAGAGGAAAUUAGGCCUGCUCUUAAGGAUAUUGUUUGGGUUUGGCAAGGGGACCAGCAACUACAAUCACAACCAUCAGAGGACCAGAUACAGAUGCAUGACCAGCCAGUGACAACAUCCACAUCUAUAGCGCAUUCGUAAUCUGAAGCCUUUUGUUGUCUGUUGAAGUGUGUCACGCGAUUCGAGAGAGUUAUCAACUUCAUUCAAAUCGAGCAUACCCAGAGAGUCAUCCUCUUACCAGCAACAUCAAAAAGAUCAAAAAUCUUUUUAUGUGAGAUUGGAAUGUCACUUUGAACCAUAUUCUUGGAUAAGCUAAUCAAUGUACGGACAAUCUUGCUCACCUUGCAAACUAUGGUAAGUUUGAUAUUAAGGUUUUA
Molecule: messenger RNA, 2315 nt
Organism: Prosopis cineraria
Lineage: Eukaryota; Viridiplantae; Streptophyta; Magnoliopsida; Fabales; Fabaceae
Product: CBL-interacting serine/threonine-protein kinase 10-like
Exons: 3
Coding region: 670-2079 (469 amino acids)
Biological process (GO): signal transduction; protein phosphorylation
Molecular function (GO): protein kinase activity; ATP binding
Source: RefSeq, a predicted model, not a curated record